Messenger RNA from Mya arenaria, 2305 nucleotides. RefSeq lists its product as uncharacterized. The record is from RefSeq and is a predicted model, not a curated record. The transcript is spliced from 4 exons. Lineage: Eukaryota; Metazoa; Mollusca; Bivalvia; Myida; Myidae. The coding region runs from base 579 to 2225 and encodes 548 amino acids.
GCAAAUAAACUCAGUCAAUUAAACACAGCAAGCUGAGCGAAGUGACUGAAGUUUAAAUAUGUUCAAUCUCAUUCAAUUGUUGGAUAAUAAAUUUCAAAUAUAAAUGAAGAGAUCUGACAGGUAUUUUAAUUAUAAGCGAAUAUUGAUAAUGAAAAUGUUGAAAUUUAAAUCUCUGAGUCUAUAGGAAGUUCAAUGAAAGAAUCAAGCGUUCGUCAUUGACAAUGAUUUCAUGUUACUUGGCGCAGAAAUUACCUUAAUAAUAAACACAUAGUGAAGGAACAGGAACAUACACUAACCGAUUACAAUAUCUCAAUCAAAACUUUGAUUAAAAUUAGUAUUGCAAACCAAAGGAUUAUAUUACUAACGUGACUGAAAAACAACCAGGAAAUGGACAUAUUGACGUCACACGUACGGAAAGACUCGCUGCAACGUCACGCCAAUUUUGACGUCGUUUCCAUGGCACGCUGUUGAUGCGUCAUUGCAUGGACGUAACAUCAGACAGUUAGACAACAAGAAAGCGGUUAAGGACGAUGUAGUGAUCACGGCGGACACACACUGGUGCCCCUGCAACACCAAUCAUGACGUAUGAUAAGGUCCAUUAUACGAUGAACCGUCACCAUAACAUGGACGGUGAUUUCUCUGGAGCUGAAACUGGGACCCCCUUUCUUGCAGGGGAGAAAUGUUCAUUAAAAAAGCCUAGGGGUAGACGGAAAAAGGGCACUAAGGAAAUUAACCUUCGUAACAUAGCGGAGGGCCUUGAGUCUACCGGAAACGUCGACACGGUGAUGACAGUGGUUAACGGGGGAAGCGAGGAUGACAGCGGCUGCUCGUCUGUCUCCAGAGAUCAGCGGUCGUCCACGGACACUGACAAUUUUCAGGCUAAAGAACUGAACAACAUUGAAAGGAUUUCAAUCAAUAAUGUGAAACCUAAAACUCAUCGAAACUUAGUGGCUAACGAAAUCCGUGUUGAGAAAGAAAGCGAGGAAGUUCUGAACGAAUUUAGAGUUAAGAUAAAUACAAAAAACCAGACUGUGCCAAAUCUGCACCUCAGGGAUCGCGAUGAAUAUGGGAGUGAUCAUGUGACAUGUAAUGAAAUAAGGCGGCAAUCGAACAGAUUAAGUAGUUCUGAAAAAGAUGUUAAACUUCAAGCAGUCCGGAAAUGCGCCCAUAUGCUGCAUAAAAACGGUCCGGGGAGAGAUAUUGACUUGCAGAAAAAGUUUAAGAACUUUAAAAAUGAUGAAGUUUGUAUUAUUUGUGAGAUCACGGAGGCUACCGCAAAUUAUGCAUCUGUUGAGGCCAACCGGAUGUUGAUGGAGAUUGUUUAUCCGCAUGACUUCUACGACAAAUUCCAACGGUCGGGCAAAGCGAAAGGACAGUCGAGUGUUCAAAAGACGAACUCUGUAACAAAAGACAGUAUUAACUUUUGUCGACCGGCUAAAUUGUCACCCAAGCUUGGUCGGCGCGGACGUACGAUGCUACUUCCGGCAACAGAUCGGCCGGAACCAUCGGUAAACACCUCCGCGAAAGAUAACCAUCGGACGUGGGCGUCCACAGAACGCCUCAGCACAGACGCGUGUGUCCCGGAGAAGCGGUGGCGGUCAGAUGCUUACACGGAGAAAAAGAAUAUCCACACGCAGUGUCGCGAGCGGCCGAAUGCCGUGGUGGUUACCGACGACACGGAUGGACAAAAACUCGUGCUAAAGGGGCUGCGUGGCUGGCUUAUGAAGAAGGAAGAGGCUCCCAGGACCUCUCGAGACUUUAAAGAUAUAAAGAAGUCAGCUUUCUACAAAGUUAGCAGUUUGGGAAUACAGUUCGGUAUCCCGGAAUACAACACGACGCUGCAUGAGCGGAAGUUGACCACCCCCCCAACCUCGGCCCGCCUCAACGACACUCAACAGUCAAUAAAACGACCCGCCACCCAGAUAAAUAGCGAACGUCAUCAGCCUUCAGCCAAUCAAAUUUUGUCACGUGAUAUUCACUCAGUUCCAACGCAUACAAGGGCGGUUAAUUCUGGGACUUACCCAAGGUCGAUUAUGCACGUGUCGAAACUUUUCGCAGACACUGCAAUGUCAGACGUUAGCACAUCGGAGUCUAAGAGUGUACGUAAUACAACAAACGACUCGCAAAAUCUACAAUCAUCUCUUCAAAUACAAAAGACAAAAUUUUCACUCCCGCCCAUAAAUCAUGACCUCAAAACAAGAUCGGUAACUCUUACUCAGUUUUAGUGACAAUAUUUUACCGAUCAAGUGCAAUAUUUUGUAGUUGAUAUUUAAUUACAUAACGUGCACUCGUAUCAUUAAUAUUA